Messenger RNA from Morus notabilis, 2799 nucleotides. RefSeq lists its product as uncharacterized. Gene Ontology annotation, biological process: DNA integration. The transcript has 2 exons. The coding region runs from base 1 to 2799 and encodes 932 amino acids. The record is from RefSeq and is a predicted model, not a curated record. Lineage: Eukaryota; Viridiplantae; Streptophyta; Magnoliopsida; Rosales; Moraceae. Gene Ontology annotation, molecular function: nucleic acid binding; RNA-DNA hybrid ribonuclease activity.
AUGGAGGGGAUCGACGCCAAAGUAAUGUGUCAUUUCCUAAACGUCGACCCCACGUAUCCUCCCAAACGCCAAAAACGGCGACUAAUGAACCCUGAGAGGUACGAAGCGCUGAAGGAAGAGGUCGACAAGUUAAUCAACAAUGGAUUUAUCUGGGAGGCGCAUUAUCCACGUUGGGAAUCUAAUCAUGUCUUGGUAAUCAAACCCAACGGGAACUGGAGAACAUGCGUCGACUUCAGUGACCUCAACAAAGCAUGCCCAAAGGACGGCUUCCCACUCCCUCGAGUAGAUCAAAUGGUCGACGCCACGGCGGGGCACGAAAUGCUGAGCUUCAUGGACACUUACUCCAGAUACAAUCAAAUCCCCAUGCAUCCAGCCGACGAAGAGCACACAUCUUUCAUAACCGAUAGGGGUCUCUACUGCUACAAGGUGAUGCCUUUCGGCCUAAAGAAUGCAGGGGCUACUUACCAAAGGCUAGUAAAUAAAAUGUUCGCUCAACAGAUCGGCAAAAUGAUGGAGGUCUACGUCGACGACAUGCUCAUAAAAAGCGCCAGGGCCAGCCAUCAUGUCGAUCAUCUGAGAAAGAUGUUCAGCAUAUUGAGAAAAUACCGCAUGAAACUUAAUCCCCAGAAAUGUGCCUUCAGAGUCGGGUCGGGAAAGUUUCUCGAGUUUAUGGUCAGUUACCGCGGGAUUGAGGCCAACCCUGAGAAGAUCAAAGCUCUGCAAGAUAUGCGGUCACCAACAAGGCCAAAAGAGGUGCAAAGAUUGACAGGUUGUGUCACCGCCCUAAAUAGAUUCAUAUCGAAAGCCACUGACAAGUGUGUCCCCUUCUUCGACGCUUUGAAAGGAAACAAGCACUUCGAAUGGACACCACAGUGCGAGGAGGCCUUCCAAAAACUGAAGGAGCAUUUGGACAAACCUCCAAUUUUGUCAAAACCAAGCGCUGACGAAGACCUCAGCCUAUACCUCUCCGUGUCCCAACACGCCGUGAGCUCCGUACUAAUAAAGGAAGAAGGGAAGGUACAAUUGCCGAUCUACUAUGUGAGCAAAAGACUCCUCGACGCCGAGUCGAGAUACAACGAAAUGGAACGUCUAGCCCUCGCCUUGAUGAUAGCUUCGAGAAAGCUUUGGCACUACUUCCAAUCCCGCACAAUACGAGUUCUCACAAACCACCCGUUGAGACAGGCCUUACAAAAGCCGGAAACGUCCGGACGGCUCCUCAAAUGGUCGGUAGAACUGAGCCAGUUUGAUAUAAAAUACAUGCCGAGAACCGCUAUUAAAGGUCAAGCGCUCGCCGACUUUCUGGCUGAAUUCUCUCACAGGCCGACCUACACCCCAUCUGAAGAAAUUGAGGUUGCAAGAUGGAAGCUUUACGUGGAUGGGGCGUCGAGCGAAAACGGAUCAGGAGCCAGCGUCUUACUAAUCAGCCCCGAAGGCCACAAGAUUACCUCGGCGGUACGGUUCAAAUUUAAAGCAUCAAAUAAUGAGGCGGAAUAUGAAGCCCUAAUUGCCGGACUACGUUUAGCGAACCACUUAAAGGUCGAGAGAAUCAGCGUCUACAGCGACUCCCAGCUAGUCGUCGCGCAAAUAAAGGAGGAAUAUCAAUUGCCGAAUAGCAAAAACGAGGCCCGACGGAUUAGGUAUAGAGCCGCCAGGUACUUAUUAUAUGAUGGCAUGCUCUACCGACGAGGCUACUCUACACCUCUACAAUGGUGCCUAGAUGACGCCGAAGCCCAGAAGGUCCUCCAAGAAAUACAUGAAGGGAUCUGUGGCAAUCAUUCCGGGGGACAAUCUUUAGCGAUAAAGGUUUUGAGGCAAGGAUACUACUGGCCCACGCUAAAAAAGGAUACUUUCCAGUACGCCCGACGAUGCGAUAAAUGCCAAAGGUAUGCCACGAUUCCUAGGGCACCCCCGGAAAAGCUAACUUCCAUUCUCAGUCCAUGGCCCUUCGCCAAGUGGGGGAUUGACCUGAUCGGGCCAUUGCAUCCUGCACCUGGGGGGUUGAAAUUUGCGAUCGUUGCGGUAGACUAUUACACAAAGUGGGCAGAGACCAAGGCCCUAACCACUACCACGGAAGCAACCUGCACCAAAUUCAUGUGGGACCACAUCGUGUACAGGUUUGGGGUUCCCCACUCGAUAGUGUCCGACAGCGGGAAGCAGUUCGACAACGCCGCGACACGCAGAUUUUGUGACGGUUUGGGCAUCCGAAAAGACUUCUCGGCACCAAUCCAUCCACAGUCAAAUGGGCAAGUCGAGGCCAUCAAUAAAAUACUCAAAUAUACCCUAAAGAAGAGACUCGAUGACCUAAAAGAGAGAUGGGCCGAGGAGCUUCCCAAAGUUUUGUGGGCAUAUAGAAUAACAAGCCGAACUACGACAGGAGAAACACCUUUCUCCAUGGCGUAUGGCAUCGAGGCGGUACUUCCCAUAGAAAUCGAAACGCCGACCCUAAGAACUGUUGUCCACAACGACGAGGAUAACACGGAGGGCAUGAAUGGAGAACUCAAUUUAUUGGAAGAAAAGCGACUCGACUCCCAACUACGUCUCGCCGCUUAUCAGCAACGGACAUCGCGAUACUACAAUAAGAAAGUCCGGCAAAGGAGGUUCAUCCCGGGAGACCUAGUAUUAAAAAGGGUGACACAAAGCACAAAACCCAAGAAUACUGGUCCCUUGGGCCCAACUUGGGAAGGACCCUAUCGCAUAAGGAAAAUGCUACGACUUGGCACCUACGUAUUAGAAAACCUCGACGGCAAAAAGGUUCAACACCCAUGGAAUGCUGAGCAACUAAGGUUGUACUACCAAUAA